AUGACUGGUAAAGUUGCUGCCGCCGUCGCCGACAACGAGAAGGAAUCUGAGCAAUGUGAUGAAACUAUGGAAGAGAGUGACACCGCAGCCAAUGCGCAAGAAUCUGAGGACGUGUUUUCAAGUCAUGGAGGAGAUCCUCGAUCCCUUGAUCUGAAUAGAUGUCUGCUUCUUUCGAACUUGCCCUCCGUGUUUCUAAGUGAUCCCUUCGAUGAGUUCAGCAAUACCAUGCUCGACUGGAUAUCUCAGGAUUUCAAGGUUUCGCGAGACGCAAUGGAAAAGAUCGUUCGCAUAGCGAAGCUUCAGACAGAUGCUGAGAACCAGGAUCUGGCUCUUCGUGCCAUUAUUUCCUUCAAAUCUCGUGUGCAUAAGCACCGUGUAUUUGCGCAGAAGAACUUGGCUGCUGAAUCGUCCAUUAAGUUGGACGUGAUAGACAGCAUACCGCGUGAAUUUGUUGAAGUGGAAGAUGAUUUGGAAAUGGCUGAUGAAGUUGAUGGGGAUGAAGAAGUUGCUGAGGAGCAUGACGAGAGUAACGAACAAGACGAGCACGAACCAACGGUCAAGGUGAAGACCGAAGGUGAAGCGGUUACAGCCGGCACUGAAGAACCAGCUGCUGAAGGUAGCAAGGAUGAACAGAAUGGAGCUGAAAACGGUAGUGAACCUCCGAAACCGAAGAAAAAAGAGUAUGUCGACGAGGACUUAGAAGCUCCUUUUGAAGUAUGCUGGGAAGGUGCUCCCGAGUUCCAGUGGAAAUUGUGUCCUACCCCUGCGGACACUCGUCGCCUAAUCUUGGAGAACGUUUUCUGGGCCGACUUACAUAACGUGUUCAUCUAUCGUGUAAUGCUGAAAGCGGAAACUGUUGAUAUCAGUUUUCCCAUGCGUUUCAACAUAGAAGGGUCGAAGCAGAUGUAUGGGAAGGUGACGAUGACGUUCCAAUGGAGUAUGCAAAUUAUGCAUGAGGCUAUGCGCCAUCUCAUCUAUGUGCGUUGUCCUCUGGGUCGCCGUAUUAAGAUAUUUCUUCCUCAAACUACGAGUGCAAUGAAGCUGAAGGAAGAGUUCGAAGGUAAACUUGGGCGUACUAUCGAACCCACGCGAAGGAUGCACCAAUUGGUGGUAAAAGUUCUCCCAGAGAACUACGAGCUUACCUUGGAAGCCGCCAAGGAAAUGUUUGCGCCUCUCGAACCAGUCGAGGUUGAGAACGUGAAGGAUGACGCUGAUCAACCUUGUGCAAUUGUUACAAUGGCGAGCGCUGAAGAUACUAUCAAAGCGCAUUCAUCGACCUAUUUUGUGACGGUGAAAAGAGAGGAAGAGAAAGAUGUGAAAUGUCAUGUAUUUCUUCGUGGUGUCGAAGCACAUUUUGGAUCGUUGCUAACCCGUUGGGACAAGAAGAAGUCAGACCCUGGAAAGAAAUCUUCGAAACGCCCUGCUUCGGACAAAGCUACUUCAAGUGCAGUCAAGAAGCCACGUGGCGCUUCCAUUCGCAGUGUUGGCCCUCGAGGUUCCUCACGUGGAACUCCACGUGGUGGACGCCCACCUUACUCUGGAAGAGGCGGCAGAGGACGAGGACGUGGGGAUUCGUUCGGCUAUGGAUAUGGUGAUGUAUCGCCUUUUGGAUCACGAUUUGAAGCAGAAGCAAGAAUGCGCGCGCAACAGGAAAUCGAGUUACAGCAAAGAAUGAUCCGAGAACAGGAAAUGUUAGAGUUGGUGUUCCGAUGGCUGCAAAACUACGUGAGCAAGAACGUUAUGGAUACGGUGGAAGAUCGUCGCACGGCGGCUCAUCGUCCGCUUUUCCUUAUGGGAGAAGCAGUUAUGGCGGCUACGAUCGCCAUCGUUAUUGAGAGAAUGGCGAUGUGGAGUGCCGAUAUCAUUGAGGGCAAGCGUAUGCGAGGUCAUGACCCGAUGCUGUUAGUCGAGCUGUGA
Ostertagia ostertagi is the source of this 1917-nucleotide messenger RNA. Lineage: Eukaryota; Metazoa; Nematoda; Chromadorea; Rhabditida; Trichostrongylidae. The record is from the annotation of a GenBank genome assembly.